AUGUUAAAAUCAUGUAAUAAGAUCAGUCAAAUUGAUAAUGAGACUAUCAAAAAAUCUGGUCCUGGUCUCAGACACGGUCACACGACAGAAUUAUCACACUCUGAAGAAGCCUGUGCUUCUCACCAGUUUUUAGACAUGCUAUCAGAUGUGAUUCAAAGAUUGCUUAACGGCCGCUAUGGCCUCUUUACACUUGUAAGCAAGUUCAGAAGCGGCCGCGUUAUUAUCCGACAGUCAUCAGUUUCUGACUCUAAGCAGUGUAGUCUCAUUCUUUGCUCUUCUGAUAUUGUCAGUGUCUUCUACAGUCUUACAGAUCUAUGA
Messenger RNA from Blastomyces dermatitidis ER-3, 318 nucleotides. RefSeq lists its product as uncharacterized. Bases 1 to 318 code for a protein of 105 amino acids. NCBI's taxonomy places the organism in Eukaryota, Fungi, Ascomycota, Eurotiomycetes, Onygenales, Ajellomycetaceae. The transcript is spliced from 5 exons. The record is from RefSeq and is a predicted model, not a curated record.